UACAUUGUUCAUGUUGAGUUACCAGACGGUCUGAUCUCCAGAGAUUCACAUUAUCAGUCGUUUAUGAGUUCAGCAGUGGAAACAUCAACGGAUUCCUCGAACAUAAUCUACUCUUAUCAGCAUGUUAUUAGCGGUUUUGCUGCUAAAUUAUCCCCUGAUGCAGUGAAGGCGAUGGAGAAGAUGGAUGGUUUCGUGUAUGCGCGGCCCCAGAGAGUGUUAAACUUGCAGACAACUCACACUCCAGACUUCUUGGGGCUGCACCUGAAUUCAGGGUUCUGGAACAGCUCCAACUAUGGCGAAGGCGUGAUCAUUGGGGUGCUGGACACCGGAGUUUCCCCCGAACACCCAUCGUUUAAUGAUGACGGGAUGCCUCCUCCACCCGCUAAGUGGAAGGGGAAAUGUGACAAUUUUGAGUGUAACAAUAAGCUCAUUGGAGCAAAGAGUUUCCGGAGUGGAAAUCAGUCUACUUCGUUCGACUAUGUUGGACAUGGCACUCACACGUCGAGCACGGCUGCUGGGAACUUCGUAGGCGGUGCUAAUGUCUAUGGAAGCGAUAAUGGCACCGCCGCGGGAAUUGCCCCUCGGGCACACUUGGCUAUGUACAAGGUCUGUGGGGGAGGUUGUCCUGAAAGUGACUUUUUGGCGGGCAUGGAUGCGGCCAUUGAGGAUGGGGUAGAUGUGGUUUCAAUUUCCCUGGGUGGACCGUCUGGACCUUUCUAUGAUGAUGUUAUAGCCUUGGCUACUUAUAGGGCUAUGGAAAAGGGGAUUUUUGUUAGCUGUGCCGCGGGGAAUUCAGGCCCUAAUCUUAGCACCGUGUUAAACGAAGCGCCCUGGAUUCUCACGGUGGGAGCCGCCACGGUUGAUAGAAGAGUGGUGGCAACGGCACGUCUUGGAAACGGGGAAGAAGUAGAUGGGCAAUCAGCUUAUCAGCCUGAUGAUUUUUCUCUGGAAUUACUUCCACUAGUGUAUCCUGGGAUGAACGCCAGUGAUUUUACUGCAAAAUAUUGCGACAAUUCUUCACUGGAGAUCUAUGAUGUGAAAGGAAAAGUUGUGGUGUGUGAUAUGGGUGAUCCAGUGCCCACACUUGUAAAGGGAACAGCUGUGAAGGAAGCCGGGGGCGCUGCCAUGAUUCUUGUGAACCAGGACAUUCAGGGCUACACCACAUUUGCAGACCCUCAUGUGCUCCCUGCCACGCACCUUAGUUUUGCGGAUGGAGAAAAGGUGAAAGCUUACAUAAACUUAACUUCAAACCCAACAGCCACAAUCCUGUUCAAAGGAACUGUAAUCGGUGACCCUCGAGCCCCGGCGGUUUCCUACUUCUCAUCUCGGGGGCCGGGCAACGCUAGCCCGGGAAUUCUGAAACCAGACAUUGUAGGUCCAGGCGUGAGUAUCAUUGCAGCCUGGCCAGUUUCUGUGGAAAACAGGACGGACACAAAAUCGACCUUCAAUAUUAUUUCAGGUACCUCAAUGUCGUGCCCGCACCUAUCCGGUGUUGCGGCUUUGCUCAAGAGUGCGCACCCCGAUUGGUCUCCAGCUGCUAUAAAGUCUGCAAUCAUCACUACUGCUGACACUACUAACCUCGGGAAUAACAAAAUUGAAGACGAAAGGCGCCUCCCGGCUGACAUCUUUACACUUGGGGCUGGCCAGGUUAAUCCAUCAAGAGCCAACGAUCCAGGGCUAGUUUAUGACGUCGCACCUAAAGACUACGUGCCUUACUUGUGCGGAUUAGGAUACACAGAUAAACAAGUAGGCCUCCUUUUGCAACGUAAUGUCACCUGUUCAGCAACCAUCCCAGAAGCAGAGCUAAACUACCCUUCGUUUUCAAUUAGGCUAGUGAAUCCAUCGCGAUCACAGACAUACACCAGAACCGUGACAAAUGUUGGAGAGGUCAGUUCAUCGUACACCGUCGAAAUUGUUCCACCGGAUGGCGUUAGCGUGACCGUGGAGCCUCCCACCUUGAACUUCUCAGAGCUGAACCAGAAGGCUUCGUAUCGAGUGGCAUUCACCCGUUCCGCUUCCCCUACAAAUGCAACGGUUGUUCAAGGAUAUCUGAAAUGGUGUUCUUCUAGAUAUGUUGUCAGGAGUCCAAUUGCUGCAAUUCUCAAUCUUGUAGUUUGA
Ipomoea triloba (trilobed morning glory) is the source of this 2118-nucleotide messenger RNA. Its product is annotated as subtilisin-like protease SBT1.2. Bases 64 to 2118 code for a protein of 684 amino acids. NCBI's taxonomy places the organism in Eukaryota, Viridiplantae, Streptophyta, Magnoliopsida, Solanales, Convolvulaceae. Gene Ontology annotation, molecular function: serine-type endopeptidase activity. Gene Ontology annotation, biological process: proteolysis. The transcript has a single exon. The record is from RefSeq and is a predicted model, not a curated record.